AUGCCGCGAAAGAGCCUUUCCAUAGAUAACUUAAAUGCAAAGGGUGACCAUCAAAGUAAAGUGACAUUUACGAGCACCGAAGAAACUGUUACAGAAGCGAAGCCCAUACCAGAUAUACGUCUUGUUGACGGACCAUCAAUCCUUGUUGGUCGUGUGCAACUGUUACACCGCGGACAAUGGCGGUCGGUUUGCACCAAUUCUAGAAACUGGACUAUCAAUGACAUGGAGACAGCAUGUCGGCAGCUCGGCUUCGUCGGUGGAUCCUUUUACAACUGGAUGGACCGACAGCCCGGCCGUAGAGCUCGCCUACUCUAUGAAGAGCCCAAGUGCAAAGGCACAGAAUACGACCUCUUCCAAUGCGAUUGGAAUUCAAGACAACUCGGUUCAGGAGUUUGCGAUUAUCACCCAGAUUUCGCUCUACGAUGCUUGCCUCGUCACGACGUGAACGGAAACCCCGCCAGACAUUGGAGGGGAAUACGAUUCGAGAACGCAGUAUUCGAGCGAGUGCUAACAUUAUCAAACACUUUAUAUGUUCCUACAUCAAUGUCAAGAUUAUCGCACGUGGUAAUUAAAAAUGCGGGUCUAGGAAGAGAUAAUACAGCGACUAGUGCCCUAGACGUGGUUGGAGUUCCACCUGAAAUGAACGACUUGGAGGUAUCAAAUUCUGCGUUUAACGCUAUAAAUGUAACGUCACCAAAUGCACCUAUUGUCAUCAAUAAUUGCACGAUACAAAAUAAUAGAGGCUAUGGCGUGUACGUGAACUCUACAUACGGCAUGGUAAAAAUAGAAAACUGUUUGAUACAUGAUAAUGGAGGUGACGGUGUCAGAUAUGUUGUUCAUGAGAUUAAUCUCGAUGAGAGAUUUGAUAGAAGCGAAAUUUUCGAUUUAUGCACCCUUGCUUCGACUCCUAGUCAGACGUUUCCUAUUCAAAUGUCCAUAGAACAAUCAAGGUACUCUAACAUGGAAAGAGAUUGUAACCAAAAAUUUUAUACAAUAUCCGACCACGUUCUCACGCUGAGUUUUCUCAAAAUUUUGACAAAUCAAAACGACACUGGUGAGAUAUAUGUUUACGAUGGAUUGACGACUGACGACAGAUUGUUAUUGAGUUUCAGCUUAAGGAAUUUCACACGACCACAAAGUGUAACGUCGACUAGAAAUAGAAUGUAUGUAAGAUUUCGUGCCAAUACCAGAACUGAUAUCACGGGAUUUUUAAGGUUAACAUCGGGAGUCAGCAAGACCUACGAUUUAAAUGUAACCGACACGAUUAUCUCAGACAACAAUGGGAGAGGCGUGGCUAUUGAAAACCUUAGAUCUCAGAUUCACAUACAUCGAACUUCGAUAUCCAAUAAUAAUCAUGUAGCUGGGCUACAUGUUGUCAGCGGCGCAGGUGAUGUCAAUGUAACAGAGAGCAGAAUAUCGUUCAACCAAGGAGACGGUGUCAAUAUAACUGUAACCGGUGGUAAUAGGAAUAUUUCUAGAAGCAUACUGAGUUCCAAUCAAGGUCACGCCGUAGCCGUUUGGCUAAAUGAUACUUCGGAGACUGAAUAUGUAGCAUUGAACCAAACAACAGUAAUCGAAUAUUCAGAAAUAUUUAAAAACCUUGACGUGGGAAUAAUGCACGGAAACUUUUGUGGCAAUAGUUGGGUAAACAUUACAGGUAAUUGGUUUAAUACGAGCAGCGAAAGUACAAUAAAUAUCUUAACUUGUUGGAGACUCAACAACCCGAUCAAAUUAUUGAACCUUCAAAUCGGACACAAUAGGUUUUAUGAAAAUCAAAAAGUCCCGGUGAAAAUACAACCUGCACUGAAUGUAAACGGUAGAAUCGAACACAAUUAUUUUGAACAAGGAAGUUAUGGUGCCAUAGUUAUACUAAAUAGGAUAGAAGGAAACUAUAUUGAAGAAUUCGAAAUGUUACCGGCUAAUUUCCGUAUCCAACAAAAUUAUUUUUUUGGCAAUCGAGGCCCUUUCGUUGUCAACCUGGGCUUAUCACCCUACAGUGAUAUUCAAUACAUAUUGUUCACUCGUAACUACCUAAGAGACAACAAAAUAAAACAAUCUUUUGAGCCUAUAGAAGGUCAAAAUACUCGGCUAACUCCUAGAAGUAGAGUGGCCGCUACCAUAGUACUAUCUUCUAGUAAUAUUGACGUUUUUAGAAACAUAAUUAGCAAUCCUGAAGCUCAGUACGAAAUCGGUUCCCAUGUUGAAGAUCAAAGCAAAAUCCUGAACUGUACAUAUAAUUGGUUGGGUUUUGGUGAAGAGGAGAAAGUCUAUAACAGACUCUUCCACAGGAAAGACAGAUAUAAUCUGGCGAAAAUUGUUUACAUGCCUUAUUUAUUGCAUAGCAGCAACCCUGGUGCUACUCAAAUUAACUUUAAUUCCUUACACGUUCCUCAAUUUAAUGUUCCUGGUACGUUUGUUGUUGGUGGUGAAGUGGAGGGUAUAGAAGUAUUAAAACAAGGAGAAUAUGAUGUAGAUAAAGAUAUUAAUAUUCGCCCAGGCGGUAAACUUGUUCUGAAGUCUGGUGUGACUUUGAAAUUUCCACCUGCUAUUGGUAUGAUGGUGGCAGGAAAACUAGAAGCAAGAGGGAACCGGCCCAAUGAUAUAACUUUCACUCUUAAAGAAGAAAUAGUUAUGUCAAAUGAAACUUAUUAUGAAACGGACUCUGAACCAACGACUCCUGGAUACAUAGAUCCCGUAGUACCAAUAAGACUUUUAGGAGGAAGAAAUCCGAAUGAAGGAAGAUUACAAGUGAGGAUAGAUGAUAAAUGGGGCACUGUGUGUAAUUACCGUUGGAAUAUUAUCAAUGCAGCAUUAGUUUGCAAUCAAUUAGGCCUUGCUUUGAACCCAGAUGAUUGGUUCUUAGAGCCAAGUGAAAUACCAGUUGCAGGUAUCACUGAAGACAUUAUUUUAUCAAAUGUAGAAUGCACUGAAUUUGACAAUGAUAUUACAAAAUGUAAAGCAGAAACCAGAUACCAUUUUGAAAAUUCAUGUACGCAUGAUAAUGAUGUGGGAAUCAGAUGCUACGAAACAAGUUGGGCGGGAAUCAGAUUUAGCGUCAUAUCAGAACGCUCUGAUUUACAAUAUGUUACAAUUGAGAAAUCUGGACUGUUAGAUUAUUCCUCGAACCUCUUUAAGCCAGCACUUCAAAUUGACUUUGCUAGACACAGUUUGGAAAGCGUUAAAAUUGCAAAUAAUUAUCAUGAUGGUUUGGGUAUACUGUAUUCUGACUUGUAUGGAGCCGAUGCGAUCAAUACCGUCCGGAAUUCAGAAUUCAGUAACAAUAAAGGUAGCGGUAUCAGCUUUAAGCAGUUAGGUUUAAAAGUGUAUGGAUCUACUAUAGAAAAUAACAAUGUGGCCGGCGUAUAUCACAAUCCUCACAUCACAGGACCACAGCAAAGAGAAAUAGCUGGAUGGUUUAAUUUAGAUGUAGGAUUUAACUUCGAUGAGUCGAAUUACCGUCCCAUUAUUAUUCCCGAUUAUGAAACAGACAUUUCUUUAGUGAACGGUGAAACAAGACAUAUUGUUUUCGCUAAAAGUCACGGAGAGAAUAUCGCGAAAACCUAUAACAUAAAGUGCAAUCCUGGUUAUGUGAUAGGUUUGCAACUAUUGAAUCCAAUUCACAACUUCUCGACCGAACGCAUUUGUAUUUAUGAUUCUCAAAAUAUCAACGAAGGUAGUACGCAGUGGUGUCUUGAUCGAGAUUUGUCUACAUUUCCUACAACAAGUAAUAGUUUUGGCAUAGUGCUUACUUACGAGAGUGGUACGUCAGCUUUAGGAGGUGUUGUUUUGGUUAUUAGUACAAUUGUAGCACCAGUACAAAAUCUGAGAAACAGAAUUAUCAAAGGACCAGUACCGACUCUUCAACUGAUAAAUACGAAAAUUAAAGGAAACACAAAAGGUAUAAAAGCGCUAUACUACAAUCGUUAUUUAAAUGAAUUAGGAGAUCACUUCUUAAGAAAAGCAAACGAAAGCAUCAAAAUAUUCAAUUGCGAAAUAGCUCAUAAUAAGGAAGAAGCUAUUUACGUCAAUACACCGUUUUGGGAUAUCCACGAAAGUAACAUCACUGAGGUAACUAUUAUGGUUAACAAUAGUCUAAUAACAGACAAUGGCAAAGGUAUAUAUCACUUUGCCAGAGAUCUGAGAAGCUCUAACAAUCUGUACCACUAUCUCAUGCAAGAUAAUACCAUAGAAAGAAAUAAACUUGGUGGCUUUGAUGUAAGUUUACCGUACGUUUGGCAAUACAAUGAAAAUUUCACACAUUCGGUUUACAUGUACAAUAAUACGUGGAGAAACAAUCAGAAUUUCGGUUUAGUAAUAGAUGGACAUUUCGCUGAAGUGAACCUAACAAAAAAUAUCUUCACCGAUAACAACUGCAAAUACGGUCUCAUAUCGAUUCGAGGAAUGGAAAAGAAGAUGAUGGUUGAUGGAAAUCUUAUAGAAAGGAAUAAUGGUCAAUUUAUGGUCCAAUUCCAUAUGGACAGUCAAAGUGAAAUUAUGGGCUUAGUCUAUGCUGUUUUUGUUUACAAUAAAGUUAAAAAUAAUCAAUACGCGAGCUUCGUUAAUCGGGGAGCACAACUUAGGACGGUAGACCCAACAUGUGUCAUCGGUUUCAAAGGAAUUCAAAAAGUGAAAGUGAGCAGAAAUUUAUUUGGGGGUAAUGCUUUAGAAUACACCCUUGUGGCUGGCAUAAAAACAGCGAAAAUAAAUAAUUUAUUAGAUGUUACCGAGAAUUGGUGGGGCAGUACCAUAGAACAGGAAAUCAAAAAGCAAAUAUUUGACUUUGACGACUGGAAUAAUCAUGCUAUAGCGGUUUAUUUACCGUAUCUACUAGAAGAAGAUUUCGAAGCAAGCCUUUCACCAACAUUUAGUCCUGAUAGUGUUAUAGAUUUAAAUGAACUAGGUGGAAGACUGACAUCCAAUUUAACUAUAGAAGCUAGAUUAGCUCCGUAUGUAAUUAGAUCAGAUAUAACAGUAAUGCCAGAUGUAACUUUGAUUAUCAACCCUGGUGUAGUAAUGGAAUUUGCACCGAAUGUUGGUAUUCUUGUAAUGGGUAUAUUGCAGGCUGCAGGUCACAUUCAAUUGCCGAUCGUAAUGAGACCAAUAACAACGGCUAGCAAUGUGGAAAUUAGUAGAAAAGAAAGAGAAGUCGGAUUGUAUUCCUCGAUACACCAUCAAUAUAGAAGACAAUUGGAAUCGUUCACGUUGCCGAAUUCUAUUAGGCUUUGCACGGGAAGGAAUUGUUCCAUUAAUGAUAAUAUCGCUGAAAAGCGUAACGAAGGAUUUCUUGAAUAUUACAACAAAACUACACUUCAAUGGGUGCCGAUGUGUGACAAUCGUUUCACAGAAAGAAACGCUCAAGUAGUGUGUAGAGAAUUGGGUUUUGAUCCCAUUAAUGUAUUCUUUGCACAUGACCGCCGAGUGGAAUAUCACAGUAAUUCCUUAUCUAGAAUCUGGUCUUGGCCGGAGCCUUUGCAAUGCGUUGGGACUGAGAAUCGCUAUGACGAUUGCCCAAUAAGAUUAAACGGACAACUAUACGGUCAUCGGCACGAGUGUAAAUGGGAUUCUGAAUACGUUUUUAUACAUUGCGGAACGAGGAACCUCGAAGAAGUCUACGACUAUUGGGGUGGAAUAAGAUUUGCUAAUCCUGAAUUCGAAUAUUCACUAUACGAACAUCGAAUUCACGACCAUCAUACGCACGAAACAAUGAAGAAGAUGGAAAGCGAACUUCGCCAUCUGCAGAUCAUUGGUGCGGGAUUGCUUCACAAUGAGAAAUCACCAGCAGUUCAAAGUAUCGUCAAGAAUCCCGUCAUAAGGAAUGUCAAUAUAACUAAAUGUGCUCAUCAUGGUAUCAAUUUAAUAUCACCGACAGAUACUAUGAGUAUCAUGUUUAAUUCCGUGAAUGACGUACUGGGAGAAGGCGUAAGUGCUAUUUCUUUGAACGGAGAAGGCAGAGAAUCUGAAGAAUCUAGUUUUACACCUUUGAAGGACUUAAAUCUACCAUAUCAUAUGUUUUCGCUGAUUGAUAUUUGUGAUAGUACAAAAAUGAUUACCGUCGAAGAAAGAGUGCUCGUUUAUUACAAAUACGACAACAAUCCAGUCAAUUGUGUGAAAAUAUUCAAGAGUAUGUACAGAGUGAAACCGUUCGGAUUUCGUCUGCUGCAAUUCAAUUUAUUCAAUCAUACGACGAAUUAUGGGAAAAGGGACUCUCUGACUUUGUACGAUGGUGACAUUUACAACAUAACGGCUCCGAUGAUCGGAUAUUUAGAAAACGGUUCGCCCGACGAAAAGAAACUGUUUAGAACAGAAGGUGCAAGCUUGAGUAUCAAGUUGUUUGCUAAUGGCGCUUCGGCUGUUCACGGAUUCAUAGCUGAAGUCGUAACACUACCUAUAUCCGCAAUAGGAUUCAAUCGCGACGUCCAACAUAACAUAUCGAACAGCGAAUUCAUAAAGAACAGAGACGGCGCGAUCACGUAUCAAUCUGUCGGCGAAGUGAAUCCUCUGGUCGCGAUCACUAGGAACGAGAUCAUAGGAAACUGUCUCAAGCUGUACGGAAACUUCACGACCUGCCAGUCCGUUGUUAGAGUGGACGUACAGAAUACGCAAACGCUGGUGUUUAGGAAUAAUUUGGUGCGAGAUAACGUCGGCGGGUUGCUCGUUAGGGCAGAUUCAAGAGGCUCAGCUACGUCCCUUCGCGGCUGGAUUCACAAUAAUCUCUUCUUCAGAAACCACGAUUUACCGUGUCUUAAAGUGGAAGGUCGUCAGUCCUCGCCGUAUCAAGAGGUGACGAUAUACCGCAAUUACUUCACCAGGAAUCGGGUGCCGUUCGAUGACGUCAUCGUUCUGCGUCAAGUCGUCUCCAACUUCACGUACAACUACGUACACGACAACACCGGCCUCCGUAUCCUCGAGGUGUCGGGCUUCGAUAAAGUCAGACUACCGAUUUAUCAGACAACUUCGCAUAACGGUUUCUAUAAGAACUACGCAACAGAUCGCGAAGGCCGAGCCACUAUAGUCGCGGGAACAGCCGGUCAGAGCUACGUCGACAAUAUAUUUUUCAAUCCCGACAACGACUACGAAAUGAUUACUGUUAAUCGAUCUAUCUUGCUUGACUAUAAUCCAAACGUAAUGAGUUCAUUAGACCUAUGGCGAACCCGUAUCGACGCGAAGCACAACUACUGGAGUUACAACGUGACGUUGGCGGUGGCCGGCCGCAUCAGGGACCAGGCCGACGACCCCUCGCUCGUGGAGGUGGACUAUCGUCCGUUCUACAUGAACAACCUGACGGUGCUGGGGGGCGGGAAGUGUCCCCCGGGCUGGGACGCGCUCGCCGGCACCUGCUACAUGUACGUCGGGGCUCCCAUGACGUACGACGAAGCCAGACAGUUCUGCUUGUCCGACAACGCGUCGAUGCCGUACGUGACGGGCAAGUACGAGGUGCUGUACGACUUCAUCCACCGUCAGAACCAGUGGUUCCAGUACGGGGACAGGGUCUGGGUCAACCACAUCGAUUACGUCACGCAGUGCACCUCGUUCGCCUUCUCCUCAGUCGAGAUCACCGACUGUAAUCAGAAGAACGCUUUUAUUUGCGAGAUCGAUCCGAAAAUAGUGAUAGACCCGAUGUCUUGGCGUGGGGACUCUCUGGCGGUGGCGUUUAUCGGCGUGCUGGUAGCAGCCGUGCUGCUGGUAGGCGCGGCGCUCGUCUGCUGGUACACCAAGUCGAAGCACAGACACGUUCAGAGAUUAGAGAGGCGAAAUUCAAUCAGACAGUCGCUGCAUUCGGUGCGGUCUAUUGGAAGCAUCAACGGGGGAUUCCCCGAUACGAACUACAGAAGGAAGAUGGCGCAAAUGAGCACCCGUUCCACGGAAACCCUUACGAAGGGCUCUGAUUACCGCAAGAUGUUGGCUUCGACCGUCUCAAUGGAGUCGAUGGAGAAGAGUCAAUUCAAUUCCUCGAUCGAAGACAACCAAAGCUUCGACGUUUACGAAGCUCACAACCCGAACAACAUAAUACAGCUGAAGCACAGUAAUUUCGUUAAGAAACCGAACAGCCCAGAAUAUUCUGUGCCCCAAAACAACGCUAGGCCCUUUAAUUUAGCGUUUAGGAACGACGGCUACAGAGACUCCGGUCAGAAUAGUGGUGCACCCUCAAUCAGCACGGUGAUGACCGAAGAAAUCCCGAUCAUUCAUCACCCAGGUGGAAUGAGUUCGCCCCAGGACGACGAGAUAUUGUCUCCUACAAAUAACGCGCAAUAUUACGCAUCGGACACUCUGCCGCUGCGAGAUCUCGGCAGAUCUGAUGAUAAUCUAGAAUUCAAGAGGGAUCCGGAUAAAGAAGGGAAAAUGUAUGGGCCCUACGGUGCGCCUAAUUACGGGGGUCAACCGAAGCUCUCGUUCUUGAUGGAGUUGAGGUCAAAAAUGCCCGAUCAGCCACAAGCCGGUUCCACGCCAACCACUACGUUUGGUCAGAGAAAUAAUAUUCCAGAUCAUCAGCCAUACUACGAAGAUAAUCUACCUUCCCCUCAGCCGCCGGUAUACUCCAGUCCGUACAGCGACAACACGCAAUCCGAGAUGAUACCGAGCUACGACUCGAGUCCGCAGGAUUUAUCCAGAGAGUUCGACGAGUCUCCACUACCCGAACUACACCACAAAUCAAAGUCCGAAGCAUUACUGGAAACGAAUUUCGAUUUCGACGACGACACCAGCCCUUUGCCCAUUUCGGAAGCCUGUCGCUCGCACAGUCAACCUUUAGAAACGGCAAUGUAACACUCCAUUCACUAAAAAAAAUAAAAAAAAUAAAAAAAUAAAAACUGGUGGUAGGAACUCUUGUGAGUCCGCGCGGGUAGGUACC
Molecule: messenger RNA, 8848 nt
Organism: Bombyx mandarina (wild silkworm)
Lineage: Eukaryota; Metazoa; Arthropoda; Insecta; Lepidoptera; Bombycidae
Gene: bark
Product: C-type lectin domain-containing protein bark beetle
Biological process (GO): cell-cell junction maintenance
Cellular component (GO): membrane
Source: RefSeq, a predicted model, not a curated record